UUCUACUAUGUACAACACUUUUUCUUCUUGCACGCCAUAUAAUCAUCACGUGACCACAUACCAAGCUCCAGCGGCAGCAUUUCAGCUCUUCCUCUCCGCAUCUCCUGCACCAAAUCUCCAUCCAUUCCCACACUCCAUCACCCAGCAUGUCUCUACCUUCUCUCGCGCGUGCGCUGCGCACGACAGCGACUACAUAUCCUGCAGCAGUACCACGCUUCACCCCGAUCCCCCACACCUUCACGCGCAGCAUUACCACCACCCAAAACAACCAAGCACAAGCAGCAGCAUCACGUCGACCCAACUCCACCCAAAACAACAACAACCAAAACCAAGAUCAAAACCAAAAUAACAACCCCUCUCUCUCCCCUAAACCCACCUCCAUCAACACCACCGGUCCCAAUAACAACAACAACAACAACAACAACAACAACACCCCCCAGAAAAUUACCCCCAAUCUCACCACCACCGGACUCCACGACCAACCCCUCUCCCCACUCCCGACACCAGAGACCCAGAGCCAAUAUCAAACCAACGAGGACCGAAUCGACUGGACGCGGUCAUUCCACGGCCUCUCCGCGGAGCCCUUCCCGAAAGAAGCGGCCGACAUCCUGCUCGCGCCGACCGACCCCGAGGAAGUCGAGAUCAAGCCGGACGGGAUCCUGUAUCUCCCGGAGAUCAAGUACCGACGGAUUCUGAACAGGGCGUUUGGACCGGGCGGGUGGGGGCUGGUGCCACGGAGUGAGAGUAUCGUGACGCCGAAGAUGGUGACGAGGGAGUAUGCGCUUGUUUGUCAUGGACGGCUUGUGUCUGUCGCUCGCGGAGAACAAGAUUACUUCUCGCCAGAUGGCAUCCCCACCGCUACGGAGGGCUGUCGGUCCAACGCCUUGGUGCGCUGCUGUAAGGACCUGGGCAUCGCCAGCGAGCUCUGGGAUCCCCGCUGGAUCCGCAAGUUUAAGGCCCAGCACACCCGCGAGGCGUUUGUCGAGCAUGUGGUUAACAAGCGCAAGUCGAAGAUCUGGGUCCGCAAGGACGAUGAGGUGUCUUAUCCUUGGAAGGAGACGAAAUAGAUCACGUCCAUCUGGUUCCCCACGGCCGCUGGGAUGGCUUAGGCUCGCUUCUCUCCCGUGGGCGUUUGUCAACGUUAUGUAUCAUGUACUGUACGAUAGACCCUGGCGGAUUGUGUUUGAAAAAAUUAAAGGUCGGAU
This is a messenger RNA of Aspergillus saccharolyticus JOP 1030-1, 1205 nucleotides long. RefSeq names its product putative mitochondrial genome maintenance protein Mgm101. The record is from RefSeq and is a predicted model, not a curated record. The transcript is spliced from 2 exons. Bases 147 to 1067 code for a protein of 306 amino acids. Gene Ontology annotation, cellular component: mitochondrial chromosome; mitochondrial nucleoid. Gene Ontology annotation, biological process: recombinational repair; interstrand cross-link repair. Gene Ontology annotation, molecular function: single-stranded DNA binding. NCBI's taxonomy places the organism in Eukaryota, Fungi, Ascomycota, Eurotiomycetes, Eurotiales, Aspergillaceae.